Messenger RNA from Drosophila ananassae, 1818 nucleotides. RefSeq lists its product as uncharacterized. The record is from RefSeq and is a predicted model, not a curated record. Bases 1 to 1818 code for a protein of 605 amino acids. The transcript is spliced from 5 exons. Gene Ontology annotation, molecular function: nucleic acid binding. NCBI's taxonomy places the organism in Eukaryota, Metazoa, Arthropoda, Insecta, Diptera, Drosophilidae. Gene Ontology annotation, biological process: DNA integration.
AUGUCCUGGGACCCACAUAAGGAUGUGUUUAAGUUUCUCUGCAGAUUUGCAAGGCUGAAACGCGACGUCCUGGCAGAGAACGCAGUCCCGACCAAGCGAGAAGUUCUGCAAGUCCUUAUGUCGAUCUUCGAUCCAUUAGGAUUCUUGUCGUGCCAGAUGAUUGGGCUGAAAAUACUUCUCCAGCAUAUAUGGCGGCUAAAUAUUGACUGGGAUCAGGAGCUGCUCGACAAGAUUCUGGAAGACUGGCGCCUUUGGAAAACUCUUUUAGAGCAGAUCAGGAUUUUCGAGGUGCCUAGAUGCUUUUCCCCAGACACAUCAGAUCCACGUCAAACGGAGCUCCACACAUUCGUCGACGCCAGCGAGUAUGCGUAUUCUGCUGUUUGCUACUUGCGUGUAGCAAUGGAUGACAAGGUCGACGUCUCUUUGGUGAUAGCGAAGUCGAGGGUGGCACCUUUAAAACCACUUUCGAUUCCUCGUAUGGAGUUGCAGGCAGCAGUUAUGGGAGCACGCUUAGCCCACAAGUUCGUGAUGCACAGAGUCGCCGAAAUCCUGGAAACAACGCCAGUCGAGCAACGGCGGAGGGUACCUUCGAAGCUGAACGUAGCAGACGGAGCUACAAAGAUCACCGACCAAACCCUGCGAAAGACGUGGAUAACGGGUCCUGGGUUCCUAAAAGCUGAAUCCAGCCAUUGGCCAACAACGACAAAGCAGGAGAGCAUCAUCGAUACUUCAGAAAUACUGAAGCAUCAAUCUCAAGCCAUCGCCUUCGGCGAAAAGUUGAAAGCGCUAUCCGUGGGAGCGGCGCUGCACAGAGGAAACAGAUUGGUCGGAUUGAACGCAUAUCUAGACAACGAUGGAGUACUGCGAACUAGAGGCAGACUGAACUCAAUUGACAUAGCUGAAGACGCAAUUAUACUAGCUCCAGGAUGCCGGAUAACUAACCUUAUAGUAAGAAACUUUCACGAGAAGUACCAUCAUCUCGCUCACGAGACGGCAAUAAACGACAUCAGGGCUUCGUUUUACAUCAGCCGCCUCCGAGUGUUGUACAAAUCCGUGCGUAGUACAUGCCAACGAUGCAAGGUUGACAGUGCAGUUCCCAGACCACCCCAGCGCAAGGAGAAGAGAUGGGUAGCUCUGUACACCUGCCUCACGUUGCGCGCGGUGCAUUUUGAAAUCGCCCAUAGUCUUGACACAAGUUCAUGCAUCAUGUGCCUCUCCAAUUUUAUGGCGCUUCGAGGGACACCAAAGGAAAUAUUCUCAGACAAUGGUACGAGCUUCAGAGCCACGGAAAAAGCCGUGCGAGAGGAGCUGAAAAAGAUCGAGCACGAUAAGAUCACCAUUAAGUUUGAUGGCAUAAAGUGGCGAUUCAACCCACCAGGAGCACCACACAUGGGUGGAGCAUGGGAAAGACUCGUCCGGACAACAAAAGGAAUUUUGAAGAACAUUUGCCCAAAUUACUCCUUCAAAGACGAGGGCCUGAGAAACGCAUUGAUGGAGGCACAAUUUAUCAUCAACUCGCUCACGUUCGUAAGUCAGGACACUGAGGAUGACGCUGCUCUGACUCCGAACCACCUACUGUUGGGGUCAGCGAAUGGAUACAAGCCACUGCUAAAAGAAGGGAUGAAUCUGCAGCGUAGAUGGAUUGAGACUCAGAGCUUCGGGGACCGUUUUUGGCAGCGAUGGAUUAAAGACAUCGUAGUCAUCGUAGAUGAGCUUCUACCCAGGAACUUGUGGUUAAAAGGACGAGUGAUCGAGACAAUGAUGGCCAAGGAUGGGAAAGUUCGACGAGUGACUAUAAAGACCCAGCACGGCUGUUAA